Molecule: messenger RNA, 2715 nt
Organism: Apis mellifera (honey bee)
Lineage: Eukaryota; Metazoa; Arthropoda; Insecta; Hymenoptera; Apidae
Product: TLD domain-containing protein 1
Exons: 3
Coding region: 709-2040 (443 amino acids)
Source: RefSeq, a predicted model, not a curated record
AUCGCGAAUUAGAAUAAGAAAAAAUUUUGAAUAUCAAAAUUUUGAAACACUUUCUCUAUCGAUGCACUCUCAGUUGAGAAUCAUUCGAGACUUCGGAACGAAUCGGAAAAGUUCGGAUCGGAAGAUCGGAAGAAUUCGGGUCGAUCGGAAAAAUUCGGGUAAGAUCGGAUCCGAACAAUAUCAAAGAUGGCGAAUGUAUGGUGAAACGUAAUUUGUGUCUUUUUAAUUGUAAAAUAUUUUUGUAACGUUAUCCCCAAAUUUUAGACAGUUUCUUGAAUGAUCGUAAUAAUAAAUUGUUAAAUCAAAAUUAUCAAUCAUCUUUAUUAAUGAAUAUCAAGAAGGAUAAGUAUCAAAUAACGCGUAAUUCUGGUCGGCCCCAAUCGUGGUUCAUCGACGCAAUUAUUCGAUGAUACAGUUGUAAUGAUAACGAGCUGCCUGAUCAACUGUGGGAAUGCCAUCCACUGAUCGACUCGACUCGACUCGACCCGAUUGAGUCGAUAACGAAAGAGAAGGAACGGAAAAAAUAAAAGAAACGGAACAAUGUGGACCGCCUCGUAUGUUCUAAUCACUUCAUGGUUGAUGAAGAAUUCUAAAAAAAGUACGCAAUAUCGCGUACUUAUACCAAUGUGAUUCGUGUCGAAUCCAAAUUUUCGUUGAGAAAAUAGAGGUAUAUGGAUUGCUGUGGAAAAUAUUUCUCACGUUUGAAAGAUGGGUCAUGGUUCAAGCCGUUCCGCUUCAUCCGCAAAUAUUCUAUCAGCGGACGAACUAACCUUGGUGGAGAAUCUUUUCAAGUCUAUGUCUAGAAGUUCAGGUUCCAUAAAACGUGAAGAUAUAUUUAAACAUUGGUCCACCCAUUUGGAUGAUACAUUAUUGCAAUUUGUAGUAAAGUUUCUCUGUCAUGAACCAGGGAAAAGAGUUUCUGCUAUUAAUGGAGAGAAUUUUGGUAGACUCUAUGUAUUUGCUGUUCGUGGAAGUCCAGAAGAGAGAACUAACUUAAUUUUUAAUGGUUUCUCGGAAGAGGAACAGAAACAUGAAAUACCCACUAUUACAUUCCUUCAAUAUGUUCAAGCUACUAUAAAUUCCUACUUGAGAUUACAAAAAAAUUCUGGCAACUCACACUAUUUAACAUGGAGUAGCAUUGGGUGUACAGUGAACACUAGAAGGAUAGGAAUGAGAUCUAGAAGUUUAUGUGAAGAUCUAGUCAAAUAUGGAGAUACUUUAUCUAUCGAACAAGUGGAGAAUUGGUUUUCCACAGCAGCCACUUUCAAAACCAUUCAAUCGCAUGUUUUUCAAUGCCUUUUCCUCGUUUCUCAGAAGAAAGGAGACAAGAAUACCAGUGGUAAAAUAAACGAUUUGAAUCUUUUGCCAGGUUGCAAAGGUUUGGAAAAUAUACCACACUUUCCCAGUAUUCUAGGAUUGGGUGAUGUUUUGUUUUUGAAUCUGAGUUUGCCUCAUGAACUUCGCAACGAAUGGAGAUUCCUAUUUUCCAGUCAAGUACACGGGGAAUCAUUUUCUACUAUGCUCGGAAGAAUAACCAUGCAAGGUUCCACCAUUAUAAUACUUCAAGACAUGGAUGAUCAUGUAUUUGGUGGUUUUGCUUCGAAUAGUUGGACAACUGGGCCAAAUUUUAUAGGAAACGAAUCUUCCUUUCUAUUUAAACUUGAACCAGAUAUACUUACAUUUUCUUCCACUGGUUACAAUAAUCAUUAUCAAUAUUUAAAUCUUCAUCAACAAACUAUGCCUAAUGGUUUGCUUAUGGGAGGCCAAUUGAAUUAUCCAGGCUUGUGGUUAGAUUGCGAAUACGGAACUGGAAAAUCGAGCGUAUCCUGUACAACUUUUCAGAAUUAUAUUCAAUUGAGUGGCAAGGAGGAUUUUAAAAUCAAGCAUUGUGAAGUGUGGGGCGUAGGUCCUAUUCCGGAAAUAGAAGAAGAAGGACGCGAGUCGAAAUCGAUUUUGGACCAAGAUUCUUCUUCGAAGGUCAUAUUGGAAAUGUCUGGCCGCAAAAUGUACAGCGAGGGAUUAAGGGAGGAAAAAGAAUAAUUGUGAUACCAGAGAUUUAUUUGAGACUUUACACACAGAAUGAAAAAAAGAAAAAAAAAAGCAUAUCAGGCUAUUUAAAUUUCUAUUAGCUUUUUAGAAACAAAAGGAAAUCAUUGUAACACAAUAUUUGUAACUCAAUGAUAAAAUAGAAAAAAGAAAAAAAGAUAUCAUAGCUUUCGUGAACGUUUUAACAGAGUAAUAAUAAAAAAAAAGCUUAUUUUUUUUUCUGUUCGCUAACUAAUUUUUUUCGAAGAAUAAAAUUCUAGAUCUUUGUAACGGCCUGAUUUCUAGUACUAUUGUUAUUUUUAAUCGACUCUACGAUACAGUGAUAUAAUACCUAAAAAAGAGAAAAAAAAAAAAAAAAUAAAAAAAGAAAAAGAGAAAAAAAUAUAUCGAGUUGCUGUUUUUCGAAUGCCUAUUAUCUAGUGCCUGGUGAAUCAUCAAUCAUUUUUAAUUGGACCUCUUACAAUACAUUAAAGAAAGUUUAUCAAUGAGAAGAAAUUUGUACAAUACAUAUUUAUUAUAUAUACAUAAGACUGUAUAUGUGUUAUUCAUAUAUGACUGAUGGUGGUCACUGUUCACUCUAUUGUCGGGAAAAAGAAACCAAAGAAUUUACAUUGCACUGUUCAGUAUAAUAUUACAGAAUAAUUUCAAUAAAGAAUUGAAAUCUUGAGA